Leishmania braziliensis MHOM/BR/75/M2904 is the source of this 810-nucleotide messenger RNA. RefSeq lists its product as hypothetical. NCBI's taxonomy places the organism in Eukaryota, Euglenozoa, Kinetoplastea, Trypanosomatida, Trypanosomatidae. The transcript has a single exon. The coding region runs from base 1 to 810 and encodes 269 amino acids. The record is from RefSeq and is a predicted model, not a curated record.
AUGGAUGCCGGAGAAGCUGCAGCUGUUAUUGAUGUGGGCCUACUUAUGAUGUCCAUUAGUGCUUCUUUCGCUGGUGAUGUGCAGCGGUGGCAUAUAGCGGUACCCCGAGACGCGGCGGUGACGUUGACCAGUGCUGAGCUGCUUCUACCUGGCGGGAAACACUCCGUUGCGCUGGAUGGUCUUCUCCACAUGGUCGUCAAGAUAGGCCAAUUAGCCACCAUGGCGCAUGUUGUAGUGCUGGCGCGGAGUUGGGUGCAACCGCUGUUUUACACAUACGUGCUGCGCUGGCUACGUGCGAUGGUACCGAUGACUACGGCUGUUUCCCAGCUACCGCGGGCGCUUUUUGCCGUUCAGUGCGCUGGUAUCAAGAGCGCACUGGUCGUGCAGUGUGAUAAUGGGGUGCUUUUCUGUACCCCCGUGCUGGACGGUGUCAUCUCUGCCGAGUUGGAGUCAGUAUGGGGCGACGUGGGCACCUGCACCACAGUUGACGUGCCGCUGAUGGAAGACUGCUUUAGGGAAGUUGGGACCCGUCUCAUAGAAGUCAUGCGGCGAGAUAGCUGCGAUGUACACCUCAUGUGCGACUCUCGGGAUACUUGUCCAACCGCACAACAGCUCGUAUCGCUUAAUUGUGCUGAGGAUAUAUAUUUGGCCGUGAAGCAGCACGUUGCCUUGUGUCAAAUGCGCGAGCUCCGCCCCUGUCUUGCAACAGUCGUGCUAUGUGGUGAUGCCACCGCACUCCCGGCAACUCGUCAGUGUAUUGCCCUGUUGGUGUCUGCCUGGCUACCUGACAGUGUCUUGACGUGGGUGUAA